Biomphalaria glabrata is the source of this 684-nucleotide messenger RNA. Its product is annotated as perlucin-like protein. The transcript is spliced from 4 exons. The record is from RefSeq and is a predicted model, not a curated record. Bases 1 to 684 code for a protein of 227 amino acids. NCBI's taxonomy places the organism in Eukaryota, Metazoa, Mollusca, Gastropoda, Planorbidae.
AUGAUUGCAACAGCUGAUAUAAAAGUCCUGAGGUUCAAACCGUUCCAAAAUAACGGCAACUCAGUCAAAAUGUGGUCCGUCGGUCCUGAGUUUGAAGCUUCUUCCGUCAGCGCAUGCGCAACUCAGUGUUCAAAGUAUGUUCCGAUGUGUUACAGCUUCGUUUACAACCGGAAGUCAAAACGGUGUACACCAGGAUCAUGGCUUAUAUCGUCUGACAAAUCUUUUAAUUCAACACUUGGAACUCUGUAUUCUGUCCCUGGAACAUUCUGUGACACCAGCAAAGUCAACUUCACUGUUGUAACUAAAGGCAGUGUCAGCUCGUGCAUGUGGCUGUCCAACACAAUGGCCACUUACAGGACUGCUGUCAACUUAUGUAAAGACAUGGGUUCCAGCCUCUACACUAUAAAAGUGCCAGAGAAACUCAGCAUUUUGUUGGACGCUGUCAAAACUUUCAAUGUGGAUCAUUGGAUAGGCCUGGAUGACCUGUCAGAGGAAGGUGUCUUCAAAUGGGUGGAUGACGGAUCUAUCUGGACCAACGACUGGACGUUAUUCGCACAACAUCAACCUGAUGACAUGUUAGGUGAAGAUUGCGUACAGUACAGCCCAGUGUAUUACCCAAUCAACGAUUACUCGUGUGAUUACUUAUCAAGAUUUAUCUGUGAGAUGGAGCCUAUGAACAAGUAG